This is a messenger RNA of Closterium sp. Yama58-4, 2211 nucleotides long. Lineage: Eukaryota; Viridiplantae; Streptophyta; Zygnematophyceae; Desmidiales; Closteriaceae. The record is from the annotation of a GenBank genome assembly.
AUGGGAUCUGUUGGGAAGUGCCAAGGUGCUUCGGCGGCUGCUGCGGGCCUGAAAGCAGGGUGGGUGGAGGUUGUGAUAAGGGAGGGCCCUGGGGAUGCUGGGGAUGGGGUGGGUACUGCUGCUGGUGGGACUGGUCCGGCUGCAAGUGUUGUCGCUUUUGUUCGAGUCGUGGCCAUGGAUUUCGACCUAGUUUGUACCCUUGUAAGCACGUCCAGUCUCGUUGACGAGCUUACCACGAUCAAAUGGAAACGUCAGCAGGAAGCGGUUGUUGAGAUGUCCGAGACGGGUCUUGUGGUCGUAGCUGAGGAGCUUAAUUGCCUGCACGCACGUGCCUUCUUCAGGAAAGAGCUCUUUAUGGACUACGUUUAUCGACCAGAUGUCCGUUAUCGUUUCGGCAUCAAUUUGUCUCUUUUAAUCGACUGCUUGUCAGCAUUCUCUGCGUCAGCUACAACAGGACAUGUUCUAACGCUGCGGUAUCCUGGGCCUGAUAACCAGCUCUUGCUCAAGCUUUCGGAUCCUUCCAAUAGCAACAGCAGCAUUGGAGCGGAGAUUCGUACUCUGCUUCCUGAUAUGAACCCGCCUGAAUGGGCGCUGGAUGUUGAUACAUCGACUCCACAAAACGCACCUGUCAGCUUUGCAAUUCGAUCCAGCGUCCUCAAGGAGUUGAUUGAAGAUUUGGAAUGGCCUGGUGCGAGUGUACGAAUUUCCAUCAGCCCUCAGCCAGCAGGAGUGACGUUUUUGGCACAAGGCCAUGGUGACUUACAGGUUGAUCUCCUUGUUGGGCGGUGCAACAACCUUUUGUUGACUUCAAAUGUCAAAGGCCGGUUUCAUUCUUGUAUCGCUACAAGCAUCUCAUUAUUUGUUGCAUCCUCCAUGGCGACUGCGACUGCUCGCUCGUUGGUCUGCGCGCAUUUCACCGCCGCGCAACUCUCCUCCGCAGAGGGAGAGUCUUCCUCUCUAAAGGCUUUCGCCAAGUCCGUGAAGUCGAACGGUCUCUCCGCGGUCCCUAACAGCCGCAAGUCCGUCGCUAACCGUCGCAGGACCUGUGCGAAUGGGAGCAGCAGUCGCAGAAGACAGCCAGUGAUGGCGGCGGCGGGCGACGGUGCGACGAAGAAGUGUCGCAUCACACUGCUGCCGGGCGACGGCAUCGGCCCUGAGAUCAUGGCGGUGGCUGUGAAGCUGCUCAAGGCUCUCGGCGAACUGGAAGGCAUCACCUUUGAGUUUCAGGAGGCGCUGGUCGGAGGUGCGGCGAUCGACGAAUUCGGCGUGCCUCUGCCCGAGUCAACCCUCGCCACGUGCCGUGACAGCGACGCCGUACUCCUCGCUGCCAUUGGAGGGUACAAGUGGGACACCCUGCCCGCAGAUCUCCGCCCUGAGCGCGGGCUGCUGGGACUGCGCGCGGGGCUCGGCGCUUUCGCCAAUCUGCGCCCCGCCACCGUCUUCCCCCAGCUGAUCGAGGCAUCGUCGUUGAAGCGCGAGGUGGUGGAGGGGGUUGACAUCAUGGUCGUGCGUGAACUGACGGGCGGAAUCUACUUCGGAGAGCCCAAGGGAUUCGGACACGAUGCAGAGGGCAACAGGACAGGCUUCAACACCAUGAUCUACUCUGUCCCUGAGAUCGACCGCAUUGCCCGAGUGGGGUUUGAGGCGGCGCGCAAGCGCAGCGGGCGGCUGUGCUCGGUGGAGAAGUCGAACGUGCUGGAGGUGUCGCAGCUGUGGCGCGAGCGCGUCACCGCCAUCGGAGCAGAGGAGUACCCGGAUGUGGAGCUGUCGCACAUGUAUGUGGACAACGCCGCCAUGCAGCUGAUUCGCAACCCGCGCCAGUUUGACACCAUCGUCACGGGCAACAUCUUUGGGGAUAUUUUGUCGGAUGAGGCGUCCAUGCUCACUGGCUCCAUUGGCAUGCUGCCCUCCGCCAGCAUUGGCUCUGAGGGCCCAGGCAUCUAUGAGCCGGUGCAUGGGUCAGCGCCGGACAUUGCAGGGCAGGACAAGGCGAACCCGAUGGCACAGGUGCUCUCAGCCGCCAUGAUGCUGCGCUACGGGCUCAACCUGCCACGUGGCGCUGACCUAUUGGAGGCUGCUGUCAUGAGUGCCCUGGAGGCCGGGUACAGGACUGGCGACAUCGCGUCUCCUGGCACUGAGGUGGUGGGGUGCAGUAAGAUGAGUGAAGUGCUGCUGGAGAAGUUGUAUGAGGCACAUGCCAAGCUCAGCUAG